AACAUCCCAGCCCUGAGGUGAGUUCAGAAGUGUAUGCCUACUAUGCCCUCGGGUGCUCAGUAUCCUUCUCUGCUCCCAGGUACUUCUUCUUUCUGUCCGGAAAAGAGGAGAACGAUUUUACUCAGGCACAGAGCAAUUUCACCAAUCAGUUGUUGGAGUGGGAAGCGACUGAGCUGCAGCCUGCUGUAGCUGCUGCCUUGUAUCAUCAUGUGGUGCAAGGAAAGAAAGGAGAAGAGAUUUUGGAGAUCAUCUGGCAACUACUGACCUACAUUGAUCAAACCCUUACCAAAAAGAAUACACCUUAUCUCAAUGGGGAUGCUGAGUCGACCGUUGAUAUUGUCUUCUGGGGAGCCCUCUUUCCUCUGCUCAAGGAUGGAGCUUUGCUGCCAGAUGACCUGAAAUUCCUGAGGAACUGGUUCCAGAACAUGAGCCUGAAGGAGCAUUGCAGGAAGACUGUCGAAACUCUCUGGACUCGCAAAGGAGUACAGGAGCUGAAGGCCUACCUGCAGAAGCAGCCCACUCCCACCCUGGCCUUUGAGAAGCCUGCUAGCAAUGAGCCAAAGGAGGAGGAAUCUCUUCAGCGCCUGUCUGAGGAGGAGAUAGCAGCAGUCGCUGAAGUCUGGAGCAGGGGGCCGGCUGCCCUCCCCAAGCCCUGGAAGCCGCAGCAGCCUGUAGUGCCUGUGGAAGGCAUGAAGAAUAUCAUGAUCACUAGUGCAUUGCCUUACGUCAACAACGUACCCCACCUUGGAAACAUCAUUGGUUGUGUCCUCAGUGCUGAUGCUUUUGCCAGGUAAAGUCUUAGCGCCU
This is a messenger RNA of Sphaerodactylus townsendi, 807 nucleotides long. Its product is annotated as methionine--tRNA ligase, cytoplasmic-like. The annotation marks the transcript as partial. Lineage: Eukaryota; Metazoa; Chordata; Lepidosauria; Squamata; Sphaerodactylidae. Gene Ontology annotation, biological process: methionyl-tRNA aminoacylation. The transcript is spliced from 6 exons. Gene Ontology annotation, molecular function: ATP binding; methionine-tRNA ligase activity. Gene Ontology annotation, cellular component: cytosol; aminoacyl-tRNA synthetase multienzyme complex. The record is from RefSeq and is a predicted model, not a curated record.